CAAAUUACGGAUAUAUUUAUAUAGGAUGGGCCUUUGGUUAUGAGUACAGCCAAAAUAAGUAUUAUAUUCUAACGUAAAUAUAACAUUUAUAAACAAAUUUCGUGAAAAACCACUAAAAAAGGCAAUUCGUACUUAAUUUUAAACUACUAAAAAAAUGUAUAAUCGUAAAAUCAUUUAAAAUGAUCUAAAAUAUAGGUUUAACAAUAUAUGGGACAAUUAAAGCCACUCCGGCGACUGCGUAGACAUGUCCGGGCUGUGCGUGACCUGGCGAAUGGAUCGGCCAAAACGGAAAUGCACAAAAACAAACGCCAUGGAGGUAACCGCUGGCAACAAUGGCACCAAACAGUCGUUUCACAAUAUUGAUAAAGCUCCUUUUUCCACUAUUUUUCACACAUUCCGCCCGCCAGCAUGAGUACGCACUCGGGUCGCGCGUAUCUGAAUUCAUGUCUCAAAGUGCCCAUAGAUCCAUGCAACAACUGUCCGGCUCCGGUCUACAAUCGUCCCAAGCUGUGUCUGGGCAAGAAGCAGACGGGCAAGACGGGGCGCGCCAAAGGCACCGACUCUAUGGAGGCGGAGACACCUGGAUGGACAACCCAGACAGGGAUUCGAUCGCUGGCCAAGUUUUACGACAGUAUACCUGACUACUGUGAUGUGAAGCACAUGCACCAGGAGGAGUUCUACUCGACACUGGAGAGCCUGCGAAGCACCAGCCGUGAGCUCAGAGCGCAACCCAGAGCCGAGCCCCCGGCCGAGCGUUGUGCCAGUGCCAGCAGCAGCUCCUUGGGAAAGUCAAAAAAACGCGCGGGAAAGGGGAAAAAGAAGAGACUUCCGUUGGUGCUGGAUCCAGCUCCCGCCUCAGUGCCACCCACCCCAACACCACUGAGAGCUACAGCACAUAGCCAUGCCAAUCGCUGCUCCACGCCCGCAGUAGUCAUCACUCCCAUCUCCAGUUGCCUAAGCGAGGAGUACGACAAGUGCCUGAGGGAUCUGAGUCGCCUGAAGAGCUUCAAGGAGGACUAUGCCGUGGAAGUGGCCGACUUCAAGCGUUCCCUGAAGAGCUUCGAGGAGGAGUUCAAGCGGCCGAAGACCACCAGCAGCAGUGGCACACAGACGGCACAAAAGCCUCAUCCAACGGGUCCGCCCGGAAGCCACACGGCUGAGCGAGCCAAGUGCCGCCGGGAGAUGCUGCGCCGAUGCUUCAGCGUCAACGAUCUGGGCGGGAUUGCCCCGCACUCGAGUUUCACGCCACCUAGAACUGGCCAGCCAAAACUGAGCAAGUAUUUCCUUCCGAAGAAGGAGGGGGAGGAGGAGGUGGUUCCCAAGAUUCAGAUAGAGUCGCCAUCCGUGUCUUCCAAGCGCAGCAGCAGUGCCUCCACAACUGGGCGAGGGCGCGGACGUCGUGGCAGGGGACGCAAGCCAAAGAUUACAGCGAUGCAGUCAGAACCGGAGGAAAAGUGUCGGCCACCUUUGAGAAUCUUCGAGCUGGAGGAGGAUAUGCCAAAGCGGACGCCCAGCGUGUCCCCCCUUCAUCCGGUGGCGCGUCCCAAUCUGGCAGCCACUCUGCGCGCCGAAGUGUCCCGGAAGAAGGUCAAGGAGCUGAAGAACAACUGCACCUACCACGAUCCCAGGCCACAUUUCGAUUGGGAGGUUCGCAAGACGCCCGCCUGGAAGUCCUUGUCGCUCAAUGAAUCCCAUAAAGCCCUGCUAUCCAUCCGAUUGGCCACGCGGAAGGCGGAGCAGGCCCUGCAGGAGCGUCAGUACGAUCUGCACAUGACCAUGAUGCGGCAGCGGGUCAAGUCCGCACCCUUGCUGCUGGAGGGACCCACCUUCUGGGGCCCGGAGGUAGGCAAGCUGAGCCACACCUGCCAGAGCGAGGGCAGGCGACACGCGUGCGAGAGCAGCAAGCAGCGCAGAAAGAAGUCUAGCUGCCCGGCCGGGGACGCUGAUGGCAAGAUACAGCAGCUGCGUAAGAUCUAUGGAUCGGAGAAGUCCUGUUCGCGCCAGUCGCAGCGUAGCAAGCGAUCCGCACGUCGACCCAGGGACCAGGAGACACCCAGUCACGACAGCGGCGAUGAUUUGUGCAGCGUGGACCGCGCCUUCCUCUAGAGAAGCACUUAAUUCUGAAGCACCUAGCCACAAUACAUGUAUACUUUUUUGGAUGAUCCCAUUGGCAGCAAUUUAUUCGGGCAGUUGCAAGGUGUGGAGCGAGGAGAAGUCUGCAAUCAGCUCGUUGCUGUACUUCUGGUCAUCGGUCAGGGGAGUGUUGCCUGGACGCUGGAGAAUAAUAGUCUGUAGACCAGCGGAACGAGCAGCGGCAGCUUCUGCAAGGGAAAGAACACUAUUAAAUGAAUGUAUUCUGGCAGCCAUCCGGCACUUACCUCCAGGAAUAUCCGUGAGGAAGAGAAUGUGACUUGGAUCUUCACCCAAAGACUUGGCGAUGUUUGCAUACGAUUGGGACUCCUGUUUAUGGCCUACAUGGGUGUCGAAGUGUGCGCUGAGAUGGGUCAACAGGUCCCCCACAAUGCUGUACCUGAAGAUAAGCUUCUGGGCGGCCACACUGCCGCUGGAGUAGACGGCAAUCCGAAGGCCUGCCUCACGCCAAGCUUCAAAGGCCCCAGG
Molecule: messenger RNA, 2619 nt
Organism: Drosophila miranda
Lineage: Eukaryota; Metazoa; Arthropoda; Insecta; Diptera; Drosophilidae
Exons: 3
Coding region: 409-2106 (565 amino acids)
Source: RefSeq, a predicted model, not a curated record